UUGUGAUCAGAUGUUUGCCUGGUCAAGUCUUAGUUAAUUUUAUAGUCAUCUUUAUUCUAAAAAUAUCGCAAUGCGGCCAAACGCAAUCGUUAGUUGUUUAUUAUUGUUAUUCCACAAUGUGUGCUGUACCGAGGAUAGUUGGGUGGAGCCCCACGACUGGACGAAAAUAUCGCUAGAAACGACCAAUCGUCCCACUGAGGAUUCAUGCCAAUGCCAGGCGCCAAGUGAGAAAUCCCUUGCAUCCAUACAGGAUCAAUUGGCAUUAAUAUAUUUUAAAAAGUUCGUUAAUUCAGUAUUUAAUCGUAAGAAACUGCAGUAUGGCAAAACCUCUCAGCUUUACAAACGUUCACUGCUGUUUACAUUGCUGCCGUCUGAAGUCGAAGAACUUGAAACCAUACAAGAUGUGCGGGAUCUCGAUAUUUUGCUUAGUAAAUUACUAGAUAAAGCAAAAGAUAUGCCUUUGUUUUCCGGCUCUAACAACAACGACUAUUCCUACGCACACCAAGAAAUGGGAGUGCGUGCGCUUAUUAAGGAGAUGCUCAAGGAUUUUGUACAAUUGCUCAGAGUAUCCGAGGUAAAAUUCAUGCUGAUGGUGCUGCUGGCUGUUGCUAUCGUCUGGUUUGUGAGAAAACGUUAUCGGUUCCCAGUUGUAGUAAUUAUACUAGGUGGUAUAUUCAUUUAUGGCUAUUUCCAUACGUAUUUAGAAUGCAAUAGGAAACUAGAAGUUGAUGCAAUGAUUGAGGUAAUUGAUAAUCAUCAACAGCAUUCGGAUAUUGCUGAUAAAUCCUGGUUUUCACGGAUGUUCAGCUAUUUUUCAAGCGAGUCUCAAGAAGUGCAACAGAAGAAGAAAUUAAUAAAAUCAAGCAAAUUAAAUAUGCCAUUUUGUCGUCCUGAUCACGUUUUCAUCAUAUACACGAGUGAUAUAUUUCUUAAACAAAUUGAGAUGCUGCUAGAGAAGACAACCCACACAAUAUCUAGCCUAAGUACGGGCUUAUCGUUUCCUUAUAACUUAAUUGCUCCAUUUGCACUAGUCUUCAUGAUCGGAUAUAUGUUAAAGCUGACUUUCAAAUAUAUCAUAAGUCCCAAGGUAUGGAUGGGAUUCGUUCAUAGGAGAUCCACUCCACCUGUUGCAGGCACGCAGCAAGCGGUGCUGGCCGAUGAGGCAGCAGGAGAUCGCUUGACGGGUGAAAACCUUAGAAUGCUGCUUAAUGUCGUGCACAGUUCGACCUUGGUCCAAUCCCAAUCCCAACAGCAGCCACAAUUGGCUGUGUCUGGUGUUCAAGAUGUGCUUGAGCCACUGGAAGCUCGGCCAGCAUCACCAACGAAUAGCUCACAAAAUUCAAAAGACAAUUCAAUCGAAAAACCGAAUUCAAGUAAUAUUUCAAAUGAACAGCUCGACGUCAGCAGUUUUUCAGCAGAUAUUGCACAGGAGGCUGGAUUUACAGUCGUGGAUGACGAUGAAGAUGUGGAUCAUAUUGUCACUUCUUAGCGUUUUACUGCAAGUUCUAAGCCCUACUUAGUAUGUUGUUCGUGAUCAUAUUUGUAGUUAAACAUAUUUUAUCAGUUAAUUGGCAUAAGAUUUUACACUAUCAAACAAUUCAGUUACCAGUUGAUAUUUUUGUCAUAGUUAAAUUAUUCUUUAUUUAAAUUAUUUUUGCGUGUACUUAUUUCAUUUUUGCACGAUAAUUAUUAUAAGUUAAAUCUUCAACAAUAAGAUUUCAUUAAGUGUCAUUAAUAGGCCUCCCAAAUCAUUCUAUUACAUGUUUAUAUUAUUCUACCGGCCACUUCCAAUUUGUAUAUACCAAUAAUGCCGUGUUGCUUAAUUUGUUUGUUCAUAUAUUUACAACAUAUUAUUAGCAUUGAGUGUGUCUCUUUGUUUUUAUGAGUUGCAUAUUUGAAAUGUAAGCAAUAAUCAAAUAUUCAUCAUGAAUAAACUAGUUUAAUAUACAACUAAUAUGUUGUGUGUAUAAUAAGUUAAUAUAUGUAUAUUGAUAAAAAAAAAUUAAAAAUAAUUCGGUGUAAAUAUAUUCAUUCGUUGUAUUUUAAAUUAUACUUUUGAAUUACAUACAUGUACAAACAUACAUAAUUAUGUUUGCUGUAUUACAUUAUAAAUUACAUUUUUCCUUAAAAUUAUUAUGCAACUAAUUAUUCAUUUGAUGUAUUCUAUGUCUAUUGUUCUGUAUUGUACUCCAAUACGCGGCACGUACAUUUAAGCCAUAACCAGUUUCGCUGCCAAGAGCCUAACAAACCUAACUAAAA
Messenger RNA from Drosophila innubila, 2259 nucleotides. RefSeq lists its product as uncharacterized. Bases 71 to 1489 code for a protein of 472 amino acids. The transcript is spliced from 6 exons. The record is from RefSeq and is a predicted model, not a curated record. Lineage: Eukaryota; Metazoa; Arthropoda; Insecta; Diptera; Drosophilidae.